UCAUCUGGCAUGAAAAGUUAAAGAGCUGCAUUGUCAAACUCCAUGAGCGUAUGGAGAAGUCAGUAGUAGAUUUUAUCAUAUGAUAAUUGAAAUGAUUUCUUUACCUUUUGGGUACCUCGUUAAAGAUUUCAUCUUGAAAUUUUGUUCAAUCCAUUCUGAUGAAACCAUAUGAGAAAAAUCUUUGAGGAAGCAGAAAUUUGGCGAAUUGCAGGCGUUAUAAUACAAGGAUAGUGGAGGAGACGCGUGGUGGAGUGUAGAAUGCUUGGCCAAUCCAGUGUUCAAAUGGCCGGCCAUGUAAGCCGCGUGCAAUCUGACCUCCACUAUGGUGUGCAUUGAAUUCACCAUUACAAAAUCUGAGUUUUCUGUGCAUGCAAGGAAGAAAAACACAUGGGUAGAAGAUGAUGGCAGGAGUACAAAUAGGAUGCUUUGCUAGAAUCUGCCAUUGAUUAGCAGAGUAGAGUUUUUUGCCUGCAUACAAGGGAGCAGGGAGGCCCCAUUCUUGCUUUCUUUUUAAACUGUUGCUUCUGAGAGUACAGACCUCAUAGGAUGCCCGUGCGAGUGUGAUGUACUCAUAGAUACUAGUCUCCUUCCAUGGUUUCCCACCUUUGCAGCACUUUGUUUUUUCUCUGUUCUUAUAGGUUUGGAUCUUUUCAGAGGUUUAGUAGGUUGGUUUGAUCAGAUUGCAGGGUUUUGGUUAUGUGGGUGGUUGAAUGAUUAGGGUUUGUUUGGAUUUUGGAUUGAGUAAAUUUUGGGGAAGGACUCAUGCAUGCGAUUGAAUUAGGAUUGGGCUUAGUGGGUGGUGCUGCGGAAGGGCAGAGAAGGGCACUGGUGCAGAAUCAGAUUAGUGUAGAAAUCAUGGGGAUGGUGGGGUUUAUUGACAUGGACAGAGAGUAGAGUGAUUUGUGAUCUUGAACUGGCAGUUCUGCUCUGUCAGUUUGUUUUGUGGUUGUUGUUGUUGGGUGUGACUGGUAUGACAAACGUUGGAGAUUCGUACUUGAGCUUAGGAAGAUUGCAGAGUUUGAGCGAGGAUGGAGGCGAUGAAAAUGAGAGAGGAUUUAGUAUGUUCGUGAGCUUAAAGAGGCAGAGAGAGCAUGGAGUGAGCCCAGAAAGGGAAAAGGAUUGUCUUGGGAGAGGGGGAGAAGAUGGGGAUUGUGAUGUGAGUGAGAAGAGAUUCUGUGAUUCUGUGAAUAAUAACAACAAUAAUAUCACAGAGAGCUCCAUGGGGGAGGAGAUUGCUCAGCAUGGAGGAGGAUCUAGUGUUGAGAGAUUGGAUCAGGGAAGUGAUGGGGUGACUGAUGAGUCAGGAUCAGGGUCUGAGGCUAAGUUUAAGGCUCCUCUUAGAUUGUUUGGGUAUGAGGUUAAGCAGAUCUGUGAGGGGAGUGCAGAGACAGAGACGGAUACUGAGCAUAGUCAGAUGGUGAGCAAAAAAGUUAAGGUGCAGAAGAUGGAGGAUGAGUCAGGGGAGGUGGAUGUUAUCAAGACCUCCAUUGGCAGCAACUCUUCUGGAUCGGCUCCAGAGAGCAGAAAGUAUGAAUGUCAGUACUGUUGCAGAGAGUUUGCCAAUUCACAGGCCCUGGGAGGUCAUCAGAACGCUCAUAAGAAGGAGAGACAGCAGGCCAAGAGGGCUCAGAUUCAGGCUGGGAGAAGCAGGAGUUGUGGCAGUAAUGCUAGUUUAUAUGGCCUGCAACGUUUUCCUGGCUCUGGGCUUCUCAGUCCCCACUCUUCUCGCAUGUUUGACACAGCCAUGCCCAUCAUUCAACCUAUUCCUGCUGUUUUUGGCUACAAUACCCAACACCCAUCUCUGUUUGGAGGGUCUCCUGCCAUUAAUCCAAGGUCUGCAACUAUCCGUCCUAGUAGCAAUCCAUUGAUUUAUGUUGCUCCACAAUGCCAGGAGUUUGGCUCUGGGUUUUCCUCAAUCAUGUCCUAUACUCCCAACAUCUAUUCCUUCCAGUCUCCAUCCAAUGAUUUGCCAAGCUUCCCAUCACUGCCAUUGCCCUUCCAACCAAGACAGUUAAGUAGCUUGCUUAGCUUUCAACAGCAGGAGGUUGUUGCAGAUGCAGAACAACUUAAACGCAGUAGUAAUAAUAACCACCAUAACUACAAUAAUAAUAAUAAUAAUAAUAAUGCAGGUUUGCAGCUGCAUGAGGCUGAGCAUGGAUUGGAUCUUCAUUUGGGCCUCGGGCCUUCUUCGAAUCAAUAGACUUAUAGCUGGCUUGAUCGUAAUUUUGUAUUGAUCCAUAGUCUAAUAAGGCUUCAGGCCUUCAUCCACUGUCUUAGCACAUAUUCUAUUAUUCUACAUUUAUAGAGUUUCAGCAGCCGGGAAAAUCUAUUUUGUUA
Cryptomeria japonica (Japanese cedar) is the source of this 2337-nucleotide messenger RNA. RefSeq lists its product as uncharacterized. Lineage: Eukaryota; Viridiplantae; Streptophyta; Pinopsida; Cupressales; Cupressaceae. Gene Ontology annotation, molecular function: DNA-binding transcription factor activity; transcription cis-regulatory region binding. The record is from RefSeq and is a predicted model, not a curated record. The coding region runs from base 971 to 2200 and encodes 409 amino acids. The transcript has a single exon. Gene Ontology annotation, biological process: trichome morphogenesis; gibberellic acid mediated signaling pathway; cytokinin-activated signaling pathway. Gene Ontology annotation, cellular component: nucleus.